Molecule: messenger RNA, 2609 nt
Organism: Papaver somniferum (opium poppy)
Lineage: Eukaryota; Viridiplantae; Streptophyta; Magnoliopsida; Ranunculales; Papaveraceae
Product: alpha-L-arabinofuranosidase 1-like
Exons: 18
Coding region: 245-2266 (673 amino acids)
Biological process (GO): L-arabinose metabolic process
Molecular function (GO): alpha-L-arabinofuranosidase activity
Source: RefSeq, a predicted model, not a curated record
UAACUUGGUAGUUGCGGGAAAGCGAUAUUUGGAUAAACCAACAAGGAAAUCUAAGGCCAGCUCGAUUAAGUCUUCUUCUUUUUCUUCCUAUAAAUUCCAUCAGCUUCCCAGUAUCCCUCCAUCAGUUUUUUAAUCCAAACUUACCCGAACCCUAAAAUUGGUUAAUCUCCCGUCCAUUUUCUUUUGAUCGAGUUUUGAGCGUCGAAAGGAUCUUUAUUAAAUGCAGUGAAGUCUUGAAGACACAAUGGAUUCUCGUAAUUUACUUCUUAGUAUUCUCUUUUAUGCCUUCAUUGGGAUAUGUUUGUUGUACCCGAGUUUUGUCAUAGGAGAAACAAAUGCUCAACCUGCUCACCUGAUUGUAAAUGCAUCACAAGGUGGCUCAAAGAUUCCUGACACUCUUUUUGGUAUUUUCUUUGAGGAAAUCAACCAUGCUGGAGCUGGCGGGCUAUGGGCUGAGCUUGUUAGCAACAGAGGAUUUGAAGCUGGUGGCCAGAAUAUUCCUUCCAACAUUGAUCCAUGGUCUAUUAUCGGGGAUGAGUCAUCGGUUAUCAUAUCAACUGACCGUUCUUCACUUUUCGAACGCAAUAAGAUAGCUCUUCGAAUGGAUGUACUCUGUGAGAACAAAGGCUGCCCAACUGGAGGAGUUGGAAUAUAUAAUCCUGGAUACUGGGGCAUGAACAUUGAAAACGGAAAGUCCUAUAAAGUGAUUUUUUAUACUAAGUCACUUGAUUCGGUUGACAUCUCAGUUUCGUUGGCCAGCACAAAUGGAUCGCAAAUCCUGGCUACCUCCAACAUCUUGGCUUCCUCUUCUGAAGUUUCAAACUGGAAAAAAGUAGAGCUUCAGUUGGAAGCCAAGGGAACAGACCAUUAUGCAAGACUUCAGUUGACAACAACUAAGAAAGGGGUAAUUUGGUUUGACCAGGUGUCAGCCAUGCCCGUGGACACUUAUAAGGGCCGUGGUUUCCGUAAGGAACUUGUUCAGAUGCUUGCAAAUCUCAAACCUCGUUUUAUCAGAUUUCCAGGUGGCUGCUUCGUUGAAGGUGAAUGGUUAAGAAAUGCAUUUCGCUGGAAAGAAAGUGUUGGUCCAUGGGAGGAGCGACCCGGACAUUUUGGCGAUGUUUGGAUGUAUUGGACUGACGAUGGGCUAGGAUAUUUCGAGUUUCUUCAAUUGGCGGAGGACCUUGGAUCCUUGCCGGUUUGGGUAAUCAACAAUGGAAUUAGCCAUCAGGACCAAGUAUCUACUUCCUCCAUCUUACCUUUUGUCCAGGAAAUGCUUGAAAGCAUUGAGUUUGCCAGAGGUGACGCAAAUACAAAAUGGGGUUCUGUGCGUGCUGCAAUGGGGCACCCGGAACCUUUCAACUUAAAAUAUGUUGCAAUUGGAAAUGAAGAUUGUGGAAAGAAAAACUAUCGCGGAAACUAUCUCAAGUUCUAUGAUGCUCUAAAAAGAUCUUACCCGGACAUCAGAAUUAUCUCAAAUUGUGAUGGCUCUUCUCAAAAGCUGGAUCACCCAGCCGAUAUGUAUGAUUUUCAUAUUUACACAUCUGCUAGCAGAAUUUUUUCUAUGAACCACCAGUUCGAUCAUACAUCACAUACUGGUCCUAAGGCUUUUGUGAGCGAAUAUGCUGUAACUGGAACUGAUGCUGGAAUAGGUAGUUUCUUAGCAGCAUUGGGCGAAGCUGGUUUCCUCAUUGGGCUUGAAAAAAACAGUGAUGUUAUUGAGAUGGCAAGUUAUGCACCACUUUUUGUCAAUGACAAUGACCGAAGGUGGAGACCAGAUGCGAUUGUCUUCAAUUCGUGGAAGCAAUAUGGAACACCUAGCUAUUGGAUGCAACAAUUCUUUGCAGAGUCCAGUGGUGCAACUCUUCUUAAUCACGUACUUCAGUCGAAUUUAUCAUCAUCUUUGGUUGCCUCUACUAUUAAGUGGAGAAGUUCAGAGGAUAACACCGACUACAUUAGAAUAAAGAUUGUCAACUUUGGAGGCGAAGCAGUGAAUCUUAAGAUCUCGCUGGAUGGAUUAACAAACUCAAAAUAUUUUACUGGAUCAACAAAAACUAUACUGACAUCCAAGAAUCUAAUGGAUGAGAAUUCAUUCACUGAACCAAACAAGGUGGUGCCAGUUCAGAGUCUAUUUGAAAAUGCAGGGGAAGAAAUGGAUGUAAUGCUUCCCCCACAUUCCUUCUCAUCUUUUGAUUUGUUAACAAAAUCGAACGAUCUCCUCAUUUCGAGUGUCGUUGAUCCUGUUUAUAAUUCUGCUGCUACUGCUUGAAAUAAAAUAAUUAAGUUAUAAGAAAAAUGGAGAAUAUUAUAUAUAUUAUCUUUUACCACAUAAUGAGAAGAGGCCACUCGUUUAGGGUCGAUUAAAUAAUAUCAAAAUCGUUAAGGAUCUGGGUUUCUUAGUUGCAUUACUAUCAAAAGACGCUAGCUGAAACUAUUACAGUUCCUAGCGUGUUGUUCAGUGGAAGAAAGUUUAUUUUGACAGUUCCUACUUCCUAGUGUGUUUAGAAGAAAAAAAGAUUAUAUCCAUUCUGUUGAAAAGAUGAAUUUUUAAGGAAAUAAACCCAGUAGCCUUCUCUUUUGCUGGGGGCUCUGCUUUUGAGUAUUGUUGCAAA